CAUAGGCUUAGCUCAGCUAAAAUUGCAAAGGGAACUUCCCCACUCAGACUUGGCUUAAUUAUGUUGUUCUCAAAGAAAUGCUGUGCUUUAUUUCUGUCUUGUCUAAUACUGUCAGUGCAGGCAAAAACUGACUGUCGCGAUGAGAAAUGUAAACCUGGUGAUGAUGACUUGUUUUAUAGCAUCAUUGGAGGUGCUGUUGUUGGAGGAACCGCAGCUGUGGUAGCAGCUCCUUUUGUAGUCAGUGCGUUAGGGUUCAAUGCUGGUGGAAUAGCUGCUGGUUCUGUUGGUGCCUCUAUGAUGUCAGCAAUGGCUCCAACAGCAGGAGGUGGUGUAGUAGCUACAUUGCAGUCCGUUGGAGUGCUUGGACUCUCUGCUGGAGCCAAAGUUGGUAUUGGAGCUGCUGGAGCAGUAGUAGGAGCUGCUAUUGGAGCUGCAGUAACAGAUGAUCAUGAUGACAAUUAAAUUUUUGUCAGUUGAUUUAGCACUGGUCGAGUUGUUAACUUUUGUCAUUUUGCUGCCUUCAUAAUAUUUUUAGGUCAAAAGAUUUUUAUAAAAGUAGACUAAUGGGUUCAAUGGAAAACUUAAGCUAUCAGCUGUACUGUAUCACCUUGAUUUUGCCGAUUAAUAUUUUGUAUAUUAUAUUGAUAUCUGAUACUUUGAUUGAUAUUUGUACUGUAUCAAAUUUGUUAAAAUAAUAUCUUUUUA
Messenger RNA from Amphimedon queenslandica, 705 nucleotides. Its product is annotated as interferon alpha-inducible protein 27-like protein 2A. The record is from RefSeq and is a predicted model, not a curated record. The coding region runs from base 61 to 462 and encodes 133 amino acids. Gene Ontology annotation, biological process: intrinsic apoptotic signaling pathway; release of cytochrome c from mitochondria. The transcript has a single exon. NCBI's taxonomy places the organism in Eukaryota, Metazoa, Porifera, Demospongiae, Haplosclerida, Niphatidae. Gene Ontology annotation, cellular component: mitochondrial membrane.